Echinostoma caproni is the source of this 393-nucleotide messenger RNA. Lineage: Eukaryota; Metazoa; Platyhelminthes; Trematoda; Plagiorchiida; Echinostomatidae. The record is from the annotation of a GenBank genome assembly.
AUGAUAAUGGGGUGUCGCAACGAGUGGAAUGUUGCGGCUCUAACACGAAGUGUUCGACUGCAGUAUGACCUACUGGACAGUGAAUCGGAUCAGAUAAAAACAGCUAGAAGCGCUAGCAUACGACGAUGGAAGAAACUGAAAGACUAUCUGUUUGCAGAUCGCCCAACUAAACCAACUUUGGAUUUUCGACCUCCACCCCUUUUGGGUCUAGUCAAAGAUAAAGUGACGAACUUAACAGCUCCAGAGCCUAUCCACCAGGCAUUGGUCUGGGUUGGAAGAAACAGCGAGGUAGGCAGGCAUAGAGGCUCAAAGAGCCUGUGCUUGGAUAUGGCUUCCGUCGGGGCUUCCGGCUUCCCGACUGUGGCCCUAAAUAUUGAGAUUAUCUUUGGCUAG